AUGAAUAAAAAUGAUGCAAUUAAGGUUUUAACUCGAGAAGAAGAAGUCAAACUUUUGCGACAAGCCCAAAAAGGGAAAACACAAGCAGAAAGAGAAAGAGCCGCUCGUCUUUUAGUUUAUUAUAACCAGUCUUUUGUAAAAUACAUGGUAAAAGGAUUUCAUUAUCCACAAGGCGAAAUUAGUUCUGAUGAAUUAACUGCCGAAGGGGUUAUUUCUUUACCCCAAGCAAUUAAAGACUUUGAUCUUGCCAAAUCAGAAAAUCGCUUGGCUAGUUAUGCCGGAGAGGAAGAAGGAACCGAAAGAAAAAUUCCUACCAAAACUCCUUCAACAGGAAUUGUUUAUUACGACAGAGAUUAUCAAACUGGUGAAAAGGAUGACAAAACUACUUCUUUGCUAGAUACUCUGGCUGAUGGCGAUGAAAAAAUGGAACAACAAAUUCAGCAAAGAGAAACUAAAAGGAAAAUUAAUGACCUACUUGCCUGCUUAGAAAUUCAUGAAGAAUUAAUUGUUCGACUUUUUUUCGGUAUAGUUCCAACUAAUUCAAGCCAAAUUGAUCGCUUAGCCACUAAGGAAAAAGCAAAAGAACUAAAAAAACCUAAAAAAUAUUUUCGGGAAUUUCCGGAAUCAGCAGCAAAACCCCAAACUUCUCGUCGUGGCUAUCAACCCGAAGACUUUGCUGACCCUCAAAGCCAAAUUCUCCAAAAAAUCGGCAUCGCUAAAAAAGAAAAAGAACAAUGGCAAAAAGCCAGUAGCAAAACUAAGAUCAAGAACUGGCUAGAGCAACGUCUGGCAAAAGCCAUGGAAAACCGAAAAAAAGAUAUUUUAGAAAAAUUAAAAAUUCUGCGAGAAGAAAAACCAUAA
This is a messenger RNA of Entrophospora sp. SA101, 861 nucleotides long. The record is from the annotation of a GenBank genome assembly. Lineage: Eukaryota; Fungi; Glomeromycota; Glomeromycetes; Entrophosporales; Entrophosporaceae.